This is a messenger RNA of Lithohypha guttulata, 717 nucleotides long. RefSeq lists its product as uncharacterized. The coding region runs from base 1 to 717 and encodes 238 amino acids. The record is from RefSeq and is a predicted model, not a curated record. NCBI's taxonomy places the organism in Eukaryota, Fungi, Ascomycota, Eurotiomycetes, Chaetothyriales, Trichomeriaceae. The transcript is spliced from 2 exons.
AUGACCAUAAAUCUUAUUCGCGAUAUCCCUGCCGAGAUUCGGCUAAAAGUCUACCAAGCCUACUUCGAGGACAUGCUCAUAUAUGUCCAUGCAGUUGGAUGCACAAUCACAAACAAUGACAAACACGAGUACGGCAUGAGACGUGAAGAUAAGCAUUCAGUCACGAAUCUUUACCUAACAUGUAGGACAUUCUAUCAAGAGGUACAUGCUCCAUUCUUCAAUACCGCUACGUUUGAGCUCACUAACUGCAUCUGGGAUCCAGGGCAUCGAGCGUUAAGUCAUGAUCAAUCAGCACACGAAACAUUCCUCCGGCGGGUAGUCAGCAAAGGAAAGAGACGGCAAUUCCCAUAUGCCAACAGUGGAUUGCAUAGCCUCUCGGUGUGGUCGACGUUCGACUCUCUACCGCAACUAGAGCAUUGCGAGGUUCUGAAGGCCAUACUGGCAGGUCUCGUCAUGCACAUGCUUAUACAUUGCAUUGGAAAAGUCAAGCUGUGCACUGGCAAACAGAAGAACCUGGAUGUAGCCAAGAAUAACAUCGCCGAUCGACCGAAGAAGUUCAAACAUCUGCAAGACAAAGAAGUCGAGAUCGAGUAUGUGGUCGGAGAUACAACGGGAACCUCCAAAGUCUAUGACCACCCGUACCAACGGAGGGAUGAUGAUGAUGAUUGUUACGAAGCUGAGAACGGUGAUUUCGGUACAGUGACUCGGGACGACUGA